AUGGAGAAGGGAACCUCGACCGGCACCGGCAGCCCGGAGAUCAACCAGCCGCUCCCCGUACACACGGGCGACCUCGAGAGCAACCGGGCUUCUACCCUGAGAGCCAGGGUGCGGACGACGCUCACGAUCCGUGAGGAGGGCGAGAGCGGCCGGAGCGGUAUCCACCCCAUUCCCUUCAUGCGCAUCGUCUUCCAAUCGUCGAGCUGGGCCUCGCGCAUCGUCAACGUCCUGUGGCCCGUCGUCCCCGUCGCCAUCGCCGUCCGCUACGCCGUCCCCGACCAGAACCUCGUCAUCUUCAUCCUCGCUUACCUCGCCAUGAUCCCUUGCGCCAACCUGCUAGGCUUUGCCGGUAACGAGCUUGCGCGCAAGGUGCCCCAUGUCGCGGGUGUCUUGACUGAGACGACACUUGGGUCUUUGACCGAGGUCAUCCUGUUUAUCGUACUAAUCACGCGCGACAACGAUGGCCAUGUCGACUAUAUCCAGGUGAUCAAGGCCGCCAUCCUAGGCUCCGUUCUCGCCACUAUGCUGUUGUGUCUCGGCCUCUGCUUCAUCGCUGGUGGCUUCAAGCGCCACGAGCAAAACUUUAGCGAGGCCGUCAGUGAGGCCGGGAGUGGUUUGUUACUGACUGCGGGGCUCGGCUUGGCUAUUCCGACCGUGUUUAAACACUCACUGACAGAGCGUCUGGCCGAGGUAGACCUACAGAACAAGGCCGUCGAUAUCUCGCGGAGCACGGCCAUUCUGCUCAUGGUGGCGUACCUCAUCUUCAUCUACUUCCAGACGCAGACCCAUCAUGGUAUCUACGAUGCCAUCUUUGUUGGGGAGUCGGCAAACGGCAAGCAUCACAAAAACAACAUGAAGCACCGCCUGACGUUUACCGAGGUGGUAAUUGCACUGGCCGCCUCCAUUGCCCUCGUCGCCAUCAUCUCCAUCAUCCUCGUCGACAAGAUCCAGUUCCUCGUCGAGGACCGACACGUGUCGGACGCCUUUGUCGGCCUGAUCCUCGUGCCGCUUGGCGAAAAGGCGGCCGAGCAUCUGACGGCCAUUGACGAGGCCUACAACAACCAGAUGAACUUUGCCCUCUCGCACGUCCUCGGCGCCACCCUGCAGACGGCCCUCUUCAAUGGGCCUCUGGUCGUCAUCAUCGGCUGGGGCCUCGGCAAGCCCAUGGGCCUCGACUUUGAGAUUUUCGACAUGGUUGUCCUGCUCCUCGCCAUCAUCACCGUCGGCAACUUUCUGAGAGACCAGAAGAGCAACUACCUCGAGGGCUCCCUAUGCGUCAUCGUCUACGUCGCCAUCGCCGUUGCCGCCCUCUACUAUCCCAACCCCGUCCAUGGACCUGCGGCGGCGGCGGAGACAGGCGCCGCCAGCAACGUCACCGUGGAUGUCGAACACCACCGCUUCUAA
Molecule: messenger RNA, 1404 nt
Organism: Lasiosphaeria miniovina
Lineage: Eukaryota; Fungi; Ascomycota; Sordariomycetes; Sordariales; Lasiosphaeriaceae
Exons: 3
Coding region: 1-1404 (467 amino acids)
Biological process (GO): calcium ion transmembrane transport; intracellular calcium ion homeostasis
Cellular component (GO): fungal-type vacuole membrane
Molecular function (GO): calcium:proton antiporter activity
Source: RefSeq, a predicted model, not a curated record